AGCUCGUCGCCUUCCCGUCUUCCACAAGCUGAGCUCACACGUUCCCUGCCGCUCGCUCUCUCUAUCCCUCCACACACACAUCCCAAUUCGUCUCCCCCCAUUGCCAUUGCCAUCUCCCUCUUUCCACUUGCUGCAGGUCCCCUCCGCUCUGAACAAUCGCCGCCGCCAUUUCUCCAGUUUUAUUUAAUUUCCUCGUCCUGUAUCUUCCACGGAGACCCACCCGGGAUCCCAGAAAAGUUGCGCCCUUUGCACGUCUCCCAGCCCCGACCGAGACCGCAAGAACGCCUUAAUUUCAAUCCCGUGAUUUCCGAGAACCAAAAGCCGACCUUCCAAUCUUCCUUGGAUACUUUUCGGUUCUUGGGAAGGAACUGCACAGUUGCCUUCACCUGGUGGUGCCGACAAGCAAUGGGGAGGAAGUGCCACGCCGCGGUCGCGCUGGCCGUGGCGUUCGCGGCAGCGGCCGCGGUCGCCGUCGCUGCCGACCGGAGGCUGUCGCUGGUUCGCGCCGCGGUGGCGCCGGAGGAGGAGAUGAGCCUGUUCCGGAAGGUGGCCAAUCUGAUGUGGAAGAGCGACGGCAACUCGUACCAGCACGUGUGGCCGACAAUGGAACUUGGAUGGCAAAUUGUGCUGGGCUCGCUGAUCGGAUUCUUCGGUGCGGCAUUCGGGAGCGUUGGCGGAGUUGGUGGCGGUGGGAUCUUUGUGCCGAUGCUGACACUCAUCAUUGGGUUUGACCCAAAAUCAUCUACUGCGAUAUCAAAGUGUAUGAUUAUGGGAGCGUCUGUUUCAACUGUUUACUAUAAUCUCAAGCUAAAACAUCCGACUUUGGACAUGCCGGUGAUUGAUUAUGACCUAGCCGUGCUCAUUCAGCCUAUGCUAAUGCUUGGGAUCAGCAUUGGUGUUAUUUUUAAUGUCAUAUUUCCUGACUGGCUGGUCACAGUUCUCCUGAUAAUUCUUUUCCUAGGCACAUCCACAAAAGCCUUUCUGAAGGGCAUUGAGACAUGGAAGAAAGAGACAAUAAUCCAAAGGGAGGCUGCGAAACGUUUGGAGCAAAUUGCAGGUGAGGAAGCAGAGUAUGCACCACUUCCUACUGGACCAGGUGCGGCAGCAAACAAAAAAACCCUCUCAUCAGAUGAAGCGCCAUCACUUAUAAAGAACAUUCACUGGAAGGAGGUUGGUCUUCUCUCAUUUGUGUGGGUGGCAUUCCUUGUUCUUCAGGUCACAAAGAAUUACACUGCUACUUGCUCCCCAUGGUACUGGGUCUUGAACCUUCUCCAGGUUCCAGUGUCAGUAGGAGUGACACUGUAUGAAGGAUUUGGGCUGAUGAGUGGGAAGAGGGUGUUAUCUUCAAAGGGAAGUGAACAAACUACCAUGAAAUUUCAUCAGGUAGUUGUAUAUGGUCUAUUCGGUAUAGCUGCGGGACUAGUCGGUGGACUCCUAGGUCUCGGAGGUGGCUUCAUUAUGGGGCCACUGUUCUUGGAGCUUGGCAUCCCUCCCCAGGUUUCAAGUGCUACGGCUACCUUUGCAAUGAUGUUCUCAUCUUCCAUGUCGGUUGUCGAAUACUACCUCUUGAACCGGUUUCCAGUGCCUUAUGCUGUUUAUUUCACCAUUGUGGCGUUUGCUGCUGCCCUCAUCGGCCAGCACGCGGUGAGGAAGUUGAUCAACUGGUUAGGGCGGGCAUCGCUUAUCAUCUUCAUACUGGCCUUCAUGAUCUUUGUCAGCGCGCUUUCUCUUGGUGGGGUUGGCAUCUCUAACAUGGUUCACAAGAUUGCACGACAUGAGUACAUGGGGUUUGAGAACCUUUGCAAGUACGAUGCAUAGGAAGCAGGAAGGUUGAAGAUGUGAGUUAUGUAGUGUGCAGUUCUCCGCAAGCAGAAGUGGGACAUAAUUCAAGGAUCAAAAGGUUUCCAUGAUUCGAUUUUGGUGCAUAGGACUGAAGAGAUUCUAGCUGCGACAGCUCCGAAGGGAGGCUAGCUGCAUAGAUUGGUUUCAGAUGAAUUUUGGAGCAUGUUUUCGGUGGUCUCUAGUUUCCAGUUUAAGUCAACUAAACCAAGUGUCAUCACUUUGUAUGUAUUUUCCUAACAAAUGUAGAGAUGACAUUCUGCCACGGCAGAAUGUCGUCAGUGCAUUUCGUGGUAGGAAAUGUACAUUGCACAUCUUCAGAUAACCAUCCUGCAAUAUGAAACCUUCAGAAAUCUGUGUUUCUAUGCUCACUAUAAGCA
Messenger RNA from Sorghum bicolor (sorghum), 2219 nucleotides. RefSeq names its product sulfite exporter TauE/SafE family protein 3. Gene Ontology annotation, cellular component: Cul4A-RING E3 ubiquitin ligase complex; membrane. Gene Ontology annotation, biological process: protein ubiquitination. The transcript is spliced from 12 exons. Lineage: Eukaryota; Viridiplantae; Streptophyta; Magnoliopsida; Poales; Poaceae. The record is from RefSeq and is a predicted model, not a curated record. Bases 406 to 1818 code for a protein of 470 amino acids.